AUGCCAGGGUUAACGUGCAACGCUUGCAACGCGGAAUUCAAGGAUGACACAGAGCAGAAGCUCCAUUACAAGUCCGAGUGGCAUCGCUACAACCUCAAGCGCAAGGUGGCUGGGGUUCCUGGGGUAACAGAAGCACUAUUUCUGGCUAGGCAAUCUGUGAUUGCUCAAGAGAAAAAUAAAUUGAAUGAGACCCCCAUGCUCUAUAGCUGUGCUCUUUGUGGAAAGGAUUAUAAAAGUUCUAAAGCUCAUGCUGAGCACCUUAAAUCACGUGGUCAUAUGAUCCGGGCCUCUGAAGGAACUAGUCAUGCAGAUGAGAAGGCAAUAAUUAAGCCACUUCCAAAACGUGUUGUGAAUAGACCUCCUCCUAGAAGAGAGGUAGAUAGCUCUGAAAAUGAAGAAAGUGAGGAUGAAUGGGAGGAGGUUGAUCCUGAAGAUGAUUUAGUAGAUGGGACUGCAAAGUCCUUGACUGAUUUGAAUGUGAAUGAGCAUGGUGAAAAUGUUGAUAUGGAUGAAGAUGAAGAUGAAGAUGACAAUGAUGAGGAUGACUUUGAGGAGUUGGACCCCUCAAGUUGCUUUAUGUGUGAUCAAAAGCACAAAACAAUAGAAGACUGCAUGGUUCACAUGCACAAGCACCAUGGAUUCUUCAUUCCAGAUGUUGAGUAUUUGAAGGAUCCAAAAGGCUUCCUCACCUAUCUUGGCCUAAAGGUCCAAAGGGACUACAUGUGUUUGUACUGCAAUGAUAGAUGUUAUCCGUUCAGCAGCUUGGAAGCAGUCAGGAAACAUAUGGCAGCUAAAAGCCAUUGUAAAGUGCAUUUUGGUGAUGGUGAUGGUGAGGAGGAGGUAGAGUUAGAAGAGUUCUAUGACUACAGCAGCAGUUACGUGGAUGAUCAGGGCAAGCUCAUUGUAUCUGGUGAAACAGCUAACAAUGUAGAACUUGUUGGUGGGUCUGAACUUAUAAUCACCAGAAAAUCUGGUGAUAGGAUAUCAACCAGAACACUUGGUUCCCGUGAAUUUUUGCGUUAUUAUCGUCAGAAACCUCGGCCAUCACCAGCAAAUAAUUUGUCCAUUACUGCUGCAUUGGCUUCAAGGUACAGGAGCAUGGGUUUAACCACUGUCCAAUCAAGGGAGAAAAUUGUGAGGAUGAAAGUCCUGAAGGAAAUGAAUAGGUCAGGUGUGGAGAAUAUGCGUAACAAGAUAGCAAUGAAGAGUAAUGUUAUCCGAAACCUGCCAAAUAAUGUCCCAUAUUAG
This is a messenger RNA of Sphenostylis stenocarpa, 1248 nucleotides long. The record is from the annotation of a GenBank genome assembly. NCBI's taxonomy places the organism in Eukaryota, Viridiplantae, Streptophyta, Magnoliopsida, Fabales, Fabaceae.